AUGCGAAGACUUUCCCCCAGAAAACAUUCAUUUGUCGAAAAUUCCACACUUCAAAACUAUGAAAUGCCCAAGAAAUCGUCUCUUCUGGAUGUAAUCCGGCAUGAAAAUGGGGGCUUUCAGUCGCCUGUUCCAAAGAUGAAGCUUUCUUCGGUAUCGCAGCAUGGAUACUUGAUGGUUGGCGACUCAAGCUCAGACUCGGAAGAAGAGAGAAAGAUAUCCAGGGGCGUCUCAGAGACUUCGGAGAAUAGGACGGAAACUUUAGCUUUUGACAAUCAAAAUUUGACUUCUUUUUCACUUGAAGAAAUCAACGAACGUCCCAACGGUGCUCAAAACGGGUCUAAUGGAUGCUCCCGUCUUCCAAGGCAACAACGAAAGACGGCGCUGGGAAUACCCUCCAAGUUGCAACAUCUGGCCGACAGCAUGAGUAACAAUUCGGACGAGGAGCUAACUGAAAAUAUCGAAAAACAGAGUGAAUCACGGCCUCUGCUUAAAAAUAAAAGACCUUCGAUCGAUGGCUCGCUCGAUGGACGCGCACAGAAAAGCGGGAACGCGCGCCGGCAAUUCCAGUCCUUCGAUGAUCGGAGGAUGAGCACUUUCCAAGAUCAGAGACAGAGGACGAAGAAGCAACCAAAACGAAUAUUCAGCAUACAAUCUGAUCAAGACCAACAGUCCGAUGAAAAUGAGGAAGACAAGAUCGACGGAGAGGUAUUUGUCAUCGAGCUUGAUGAUCGCGGAAGCAGAGCCCCGAAACUCCACACACGGCCGGCCUGGCAGCGCGGAGUUGCAGGCAUCAAAGCUGUCGUCCAGAAUCCGAAAAUCACGAAACAUGAAACAAUUGAUGAGAAUUCCGCUGUGCCUCCGACAUCAAAUAGAGACUCCACUGUUGAAAGACCUUCUAUCAAGCCUCUGCUCGUGAAAGCAAAUGGAGAUGCUGGAGUCACUAAUCAGGGAAAUCGUAGCCGAGAGCUGUGGCAACUCGCCUUUAGAAAAAUCACCGAAGGGGUUUUACGCCGCGAUUCUGACGAAAAAGAGACUUCUCUCAAGCCGGAUCCAAAGCCCGCGCUCAAGAAACAGUCUACCCAGGACACCACAAAAUCAGCGAGGACAUCAAAAUCGGACAUGUCCGAAUUCGAAAAUCCACGUUCAAUCAUUCCAACGAAAGGAGAAAAAGUAGAGCUUGAGAAACUUGAGGGUUUCGACCUCAAGUACACAUCCGGGCGCCGUUUUUGCGGAAUGUACACACCUACUAUGUCCACUGCCUUUGACCCUAAGUCCGCUGAGGACCUCUAUCAGCGAUAUGUUUUCCGAGAGCGACUGGGCUCUGUUCUGACAAUCGCAAUCAUCGAGCUGAUUAUGCGUGUUAUUUCAAUUGGACUGAUUAUUGGCAUAGCCGGACGAUGGGAACAUGUUUCUUGCUGGCUCCUUGCAUUGACAAGCUUAUUAGAAAGGGGCCACAGUUUUCUAUUUUAUUUCAUUCGACGUUAA
Messenger RNA from Oikopleura dioica, 1485 nucleotides. The record is from the annotation of a GenBank genome assembly. NCBI's taxonomy places the organism in Eukaryota, Metazoa, Chordata, Appendicularia, Copelata, Oikopleuridae.